GCUACCAGCCAUGGAAACCCCUGGGGAGCCAGGAGCAGGCCCUCACAGAGCCCCCAGCCUAGUCAACUUCUCGCCUGAGCACCUGGAAAGAGAAAAGUUAAUGAAGUUAGAAGUGCAGUGGCAGCAGUGGUCAGCCCAGGGUCCGCUGUACGACGUGCCCAAUGCCAGCGGGAGGCAAGCAGGCGGGCCCCAGCAGGCAGGGCGUGUGGUGAGCCUGCGGGAGCGGCUGUUGCUCACCCGUCCCGUGUGGCUGCAGCUUCAGGCCAAUGCUGCGGCUGCACUGCACGUGCUGAGGGCUGAGCCCCCGGGGACGUUUCUGGUGCGGAAAUCUAACACGCGCCAGUGCCAGGCCCUGUGUGUGCGGCUGCCCGAGGCCAGCAGCCCCUCCUUCGUCUCCAGCCACUACAUCCUGGAGAGCCCUGGUGGCAUCUCCUUGGAGGGCUCGGAGCUCGUGUUCCCGGACCUCGUCCAGCUCAUCUGCGCUUACUGCCACACCCGGGACAUCCUUCUUCUCCCACUCCAGCUCCCCUGCGCCAUCCAGCAGGCGGCCACCCACAAGGAGCUGGAGGCCAUCUCCCAUCUGGGCAUUGAGUUCUGGAGCUCCUCCCUGAACACCAAGGCUCGGCAGGGCCCAUUCAAAGGCCCAAUGCUGCCCCAGCUGAAGGCCCGGUCCCCUCAAGAACUGGACCAGGGUAAUGGAGCGGCCCUGUGUUUCUUCAAUCCCCUGUUCCCAGGGGACCUGGGCCCUACCAAGCGGGAGAAAUUCAAGAGGAGCUUCAAAGUGCGUAUAUCCACAGAGACCUCUAGCCCCCUGUCUCCGCCUGCCAUGCCACCUCCUCCAGUCCCGGUGCUGCCAGGGGCAGGCCCCAGCCAGACGGAAAGGCUGCCCCCUCGCCAGCUUCUGCGAAGGGAGAGCUCAAUGGGGUACCGCGUGCCAGGGGGAAGCGGCCCUGGCCUCCCACCCCUGCCUUCCCUCCAGGAGGUGGACUGCGGCUCCCCCAGCAGCUCUGAGGAGGAAGCACCAGAGUCCUGGGGGAGCCCAGCAACCUCACCCCGCCUGGGCCGCCGGCGGCCUCUGCUUCGGUCCAUGAGUGCAGCCUUCUGCUCCCUACUGGCGCCCGAACAUCAGGUGGGCCGGGCAGCCAUGGCACUGAUGCGGGACCGCCACACAGCCGUGGGCCAGUUAGUGCAGGACCUACUGACCCAGGUGAGGGCUGGACCUGAGUCUCGGGAGUUGCAGAGCAUCCGCCAGGCGCUGAGCCGGGCCCGGGCCAUGCUGAGUGCGGAGCUGGGCCCAGAGAAGCUGCUGCCACCGGAGAGACUGGAACAUGUUCUAGAGAAGUCGCUGCAUCGCUCUGUACUCAAGCCUCUUCGGCCCAUCCUCGCAGCACGCAUCCGGCGCCGGCUUUCUGCAGAUGGCUCCCUGGGCCGCCUGGCUGAGGGCCUCAGACUGGCCCGGGCCCAGGGCCCUGGGGCCUUCGGAUCCCACCUGAGCCUGCCCUCCUCAGCAGACACAGAGCAGGUGCGCCAGAAGCUGCUGCAGCUGCUCUGCACCUACUCACCCAGCGCCCAGGUCAAGCGGCUCCUGCAGGCCUGCAAGCUGCUCUACACCACUCUGAGGGCCCAGGAGGGGGAGGGCGCAGGUGCUGACGAGUUCCUACCACUGCUAAGCCUCGUCUUGGCCCAGUGUGACCUCCCUGAGCUGCUGCUGGAGGCCGAAUAUAUGUCAGAGCUGCUGGAGCCCACCCUCCUCACCGGAGAGGGCGGCUACUACGUGACCAGCCUCUCAGCCAGCCUGGCCCUGCUGAGCAACCUGGACCAGGCCCCCACCCUCCCGCUGAGCCCCUCUCAGGAACUACAGCGCUCCCUCAGCCUCUGGGAGCAACGCUGCCUGCCUGCCACCCACAGCUUCCAGCACCUCCUCCGAGUAGCCUAUCAGGACCCCAGCAGUGGCUGCACCUCCAAAACCCUGGCUGUGCCCCCAGGGGCCUCCAUCACCACCCUGAACCAGCUCUGUGCCACCAAGUUCCGAGUGACCCAGCCCGACACUUUUGGCCUCUUCCUGUACAAGGAGCAGGGCUACCACCACCUGCCUCCUGGAGCCCUGGCUCACCGACUGCCCACUACCGGCUACCUCGUCUACCGCCGGGCAGAGUGGCCUGAGACCCAGGGGACUGCGCCAGAGGAAGGCAGUGGGCAGCCAGAAGCAGAGAAAGGGGGCCAGGGAGAUGGGGGCAUUGGGAUGAAAGCCAGGCCCAGGAACAGGAUGGGAGAGCCUAAGAAAACUGCUGAAGACAACGAGGGCCAGGCUGGAGGAAGCCCUGCUCAGCCUGGGGAGUCAGGGACUGAGGGAAGCCAGACAGCUGAGGAGUAGCUAGAAGUGGCCAGAGGGUCCUUUAGGGCAGAAGACUCUGAGCCUGCUGGAAAGGCCUUUCAGAGCCAUCAUCCUAGCCACUGCCUCCUUGGUUACCCCCACCCAGGCCCUCGCCUGUAUCUGCCCUCCACAGUUCUCCAGUACUCCUCUGUACAAGCCUACCUGCUGGGAGCACAAUGGCCAUCUCGGAGGGGUUGGAGUAACUGAUGAGGAGGGUCGACCCCUGGAUUCUGUGCCUGAGACCCCUUGCCUCUUUCUUCUACUCCAGCUGGAGGCUAGCCAGCCACAAUAGUGGGUGUGCCAACUAAGGACAAAUCCAGCUGAUGCCAGCCUCCGGUUGUCCCAGUUCAUUUUGUACCUUCCCCCCUGGGCACAGCCCAGGUGGGGGCUUUCAGGCCUUGAAAGGCUCCAACCACUUCUGGGUGUCAGAAGGAUCCAGGGAGGCAGCAGAAUGGACCCUGCCUUGGGCCUUUGGGAGGACCCUCCUCUUCAACUCUCAGAAUUGUCACCUGUCCAGUGGGGAUAAAAUAGCUGCCUUGCCCCUCUCCUAAGUGGUCCAGGAGUCAAAAUGGAUGAUUUUGCUACAAAACAGAGUCCAGACUAGGGGGAAAGGGAGGGAAGGAGUUCUUUUCCAAGGGUCUGUUCCCUGCAGAGCAGGGCUGUCCCUUUCUGGGGCUAUGCUGGUCUGUCCAGGGAAGGUUACUCCCCUGGAGAUCAGGUCCCAGUGAGAAAGCACCCAAGUUCUAGUCUGUUCCCAAGAUCAAAAGUCUUCCCAGGCACUCCAGCAUCUCAGGGAAGUUGGGCAGGGGCAAUAACGCUCACAAGCAGGCAGAUUAAGCUUCCAACAUGAAGAGUGGGGCUCAGAAGCCAUUUUCUCUGCACUAAACUCUUGGCCCUGUGUGUGGGAACAGGGCAGGGCUUGUUAGCCCCACUGAGGUUCAAGGAUUUGACUCCUGAGACAUCACUCAAACCAGAGUGUUAGGUUCCAACUCCCCUCUCUAAACUAAACCCCAACAAAUUAACCCUCAAAGCCAGGGCAGCCUCAAAGGAGUGCAGAGUAAGUAGCAGAUGUGAGCAAAAAAAACUGGCACCCCUCAACCACAAGGGGGCAUGUUCAGCCCAAGAAGCUGCUGGGAGGGUGACUGCUGAGGGGUGAGGACAGUUCAGAGACACAGCAGAGGUGAUCACUGGCCUUACACUCCAACAGCCAUUAGGUAACCUGGGGACAGCACUGGGGCAGAGCUUGCUGGCCAUCAGGUCCCUUGUAAUUAGGGGUUUGAGUGAGGCCAGCCUCUAGGGACCACUGCCCAGGAAGGAGUCAUCCCUGAUGGAGGACCCAGCCAGUUUUAGAAACUGUCCCAUUGGGUGCUGAUCAUGAAGGGACAGCAACCCUCAUGUCAGACACGACAGCUGGGGGGGGGAGUGGAAAUUGUGGACACUGGUGCCCAUGUGUGGCAGCUCUGCCUCCUCACUUCCACGUCCUUCCCCAAAGCCCCUCGCUGGCAGGAGGUUACUUUGCUUCUGUCUGUUAUCCCUCCCUCCCUCCUUCUCCACCCCCAUUGCUUUGUACGGUACAGUGCUGUGCACCCUGCACCCUAUGGCACUCAA
This is a messenger RNA of Nycticebus coucang (slow loris), 3982 nucleotides long. RefSeq names its product Ras and Rab interactor 1 (gene RIN1). The transcript has 10 exons. Gene Ontology annotation, molecular function: small GTPase binding; guanyl-nucleotide exchange factor activity. The record is from RefSeq and is a predicted model, not a curated record. NCBI's taxonomy places the organism in Eukaryota, Metazoa, Chordata, Mammalia, Primates, Lorisidae. Gene Ontology annotation, biological process: vesicle-mediated transport; signal transduction. Gene Ontology annotation, cellular component: cytosol; endocytic vesicle. The coding region runs from base 11 to 2374 and encodes 787 amino acids.